This is a messenger RNA of Bactrocera latifrons, 2079 nucleotides long. Its product is annotated as putative inorganic phosphate cotransporter. The transcript is spliced from 4 exons. Gene Ontology annotation, biological process: transmembrane transport; monoatomic anion transport. The coding region runs from base 313 to 1749 and encodes 478 amino acids. Gene Ontology annotation, cellular component: plasma membrane. Lineage: Eukaryota; Metazoa; Arthropoda; Insecta; Diptera; Tephritidae. The record is from RefSeq and is a predicted model, not a curated record. Gene Ontology annotation, molecular function: transmembrane transporter activity.
CUACCGGCUUAAGACACUUUUUGUGUGCUAAGGUUGACAUAUCUUGAAUCCCAACGUCUAUGGGUUGUGAUCAUUCAUAAAGAACUUAUUUUUAAUUGCUAACAAGUGAUCUACCCGAAACCUUAAUGAAUAACUUAUAUCUAUUAACUUAUGAUGUUAUACAUAUCCUAUGUAGGAAGGAUAAUCAGCGGAGUAAAAUUUAUUUGAAAACAGAGCAACUGCUAAACUGCUAAAGCUAUACUGACAAAUCGUGAAGAAAAAUUUUCCUGUUAUAUAAGUAGUCGAAAAAGUAAUUUCGUAUUUUGUCAAUAGAUGUCAUUGCAGUCGGAUAUCUCCAGUGCUUCGAAAGCUUCAUUUUUUGGCGCUCGUCAUGUGCAGUGUUUCAUGAUUUUCAUCGGUUUAACUGUGGCUUUCGCGCAACGAGUUAAUUUUUCGGUGGCAAUUGUGGCAAUGACGGACAGGAAUGCAACAAAUCCAGAUUUUGAGGAGUACGCUUGGUCGGAGCAAACAAAAUCAUAUCUGCUAAGCGGUUUCUUCUGGGGCUAUUUCGUGACACAAAUACCUGGCGGUCAGUUGGCGCACAAAUAUGGCGGUAAAAUUAUGUUGCUUCUAAGUUUGGGCCUCAGUAGUAUUUUGUGCAUGCUCACACCGCUUACAGCGCGCUUAGGCGAUUGGAAAUUGGUCUUUGCACUGCGUGUGGUACAAGGCUUAAUACAGGGUUGCAUUUUCCCCUCAACACACACGCUACUCUCCAAGUGGGUGCCACCCGAGGAACGCGGCUCGAUCGGCACCUUCUGCUAUACGGGUGUACAAUUCGGUAGCGUCAUAAUGAUGGGCAUCAGCGGUACCAUUGCGUCGUCGUCAUUAGGCUGGCCUGGCAUCUUCUACAGUUCCGGUUUGAUAAGUUUAUUAUAUGUUAUUAUGUGGUACUUUGUGGGCGCUAGCGAUCCCAGCGACUACAAAUGGAUAUCUGCCGAAGAGAAAUUAUAUAUUCAAUCAGCAUURGUGACGUCGGCCAAACCAGAGGACGAGCAURUACCAAYGAAAACGCCAUGGGUUAAAAUAGUCACUUCGGUGCCAUUCUUAGUAAUUCUAUUCGCACAGAGCACAUUCGCUUGGGGCUUUUGGACGAUGCUCAUACAAAUUCCAUCAUAUAUGAAGAAUAUUCUGAAACAGGAUAUCAAGAGCAAUGCUCUCAUGUCGGCGCUACCAUAUCUGGUUAAUAUGUUUUUGACUUUUGUGUUUUGUGGCCUAAAUAAUUUCCUUAUCAAACGGAAUUUAAUCAGCAUACGCACAAGUCGUAAACUUUUCAAUACCAUCGGCUUCUGGGUGCCGGUGUUGCCACUCAUAUUGUUGGGUUAUUUGCGCGAAGAUCAAAGCAGUUUGGCAGUUGGUUUACUUGUCAUCUUAAUCGGUGUCAAUUCSGCAGCUUACCUGGGCUUCUUGACCAAUCACAUUGACUUGUCGCCCAACUUUGCUGGCAUACUAAUGGGCGUGGCUAAUUGCAUGGCAAAUUUAAUGGCUGUAGUAGCGCCCCUGCUGGUGGGCUUCAUCGUCACUGAUUCGAAAAACGUUAAUCAAUGGCGCAUCAUAUUCAAUAUAACCGCCGCUCUUUACUUUCUUGGCAAUCUGCUAUUUAUUCUCUUCGGCCAGGUCAAAAUCCAGAAAUGGAACUAUCCCAAAGAGGCGGAACAGCAAAGGGAUCACAUCAAAUUCGAGCCAGUCAAUGUGGAGAAAGAUGUCUACUAGAGSCAAAUGAGACGUAUUCAUAUUUAUAUUAUGAUAUUUAUGCGACAUGCUUGCACGAUUUAUGCAUUGUAAUGUGCUGCUGUCAUUAGUUAAUUGUACUGUUGUAAGUUUGCUUAAGUUGACCCUCAUAGCUUUUAAAAAGUUAUGUGGUGUGGCGUUAAACAGAGAGGAAUAAGAUGUWUAUWUGUAAAUUUAUUUUUUGUUUGUCAUUAGUCUAUUGACCUUCUCUCAUUACYUGCAUUGAUUACAAUGUGAUUAAGUGGAAUAUAUUUUAAAAUCAGCAAUGUGCUUAAUUUUUUUGAUUUAUGUCAUUAAAGUAGAUGAAAAUCG